Messenger RNA from Dentiscutata erythropus, 458 nucleotides. The record is from the annotation of a GenBank genome assembly. NCBI's taxonomy places the organism in Eukaryota, Fungi, Glomeromycota, Glomeromycetes, Diversisporales, Gigasporaceae.
AAGAAACAUUGCAAAGUAACUUUGAAGAAGAUCCAAUAGACCUAUCUCUUAAUGAUAACCUCGUUGAAGUGUUCGCACUGGCAAUUGAGGAUAUAUUAGAACCAAUACCGACCAAUAGCAGUGUUGUCCAAAUUGUAAAGGAAACUUACAACAUUGCCCCAUUACAAACACUAAAUAGAAAAGAUAAGAAAAGAGGUUAUUUUCGUGAUUACAAAGACCCCAAUAUGCAAUGUUGGUGUGAUGAAAACCUAUAUUCCCCCAAAGAAGUAGCCAAGAGUUAUUGGCCUACGCCGUAUAAAGAUGAUGAAUUUGAUGAGGAAUUCAAUCCUCACCUUUAUGGAACCUAUUUACUAAGUGAUUAUGAUCCAGAUAAAAACAUUAAAUUAGUCUUCCCUGAACAAGAAUCUGACCAAGCCGAGAAUAGAGAUCGAGUGGAACUAGCUACAAUACCUUGGUAG